UUGUUUUUUUUUACAGGGCCAGAUCCAGAUGAUUUGCUCGACCAGGGUUAUACGGAUCAAAAUGGUGAAUUUUAUUUAAAAGGCGGCACGAAAGAGCUGACACCAAUUGAUCCGGUGUUUAAAGUUUAUCACGACUGUGACGAUGGAGUAAAGAAUGCAAAGAUAUCAGCUUUUAAUUUCCCUGAAAUUUCAACCAUUUUGCAGCCCGGUAAAAGAAAGGUAAAAUUCAAGUUGCCGAAAUCUUACAUAACCAGAGGAAAAACGCCGAAAAAAGUGUUUGAUAUUGGGGUACUCAAUUUGGAAACAAUAUUCAAUGUAAGCUAUCAAGGAAGUUUUUACAUAUUGUUUGCUUUUACAGAAGCAUAAAA
Gongylonema pulchrum is the source of this 368-nucleotide messenger RNA. The record is from the annotation of a GenBank genome assembly. NCBI's taxonomy places the organism in Eukaryota, Metazoa, Nematoda, Chromadorea, Rhabditida, Gongylonematidae.